AUGAGUGAGCAGCAACACAUGCUCAACAUGUCCCUGCACAUGUUUUCUUUUUCGGUGCUUCUUCUCUGCGUGCUGUUGUUAUGCUUUGCCAGUGCGGCUGUGCACGCUGAGGAGAAAAGUACGCCAAAAGACGUGCAGCCGCCAAAGGAUGCUAAUCUUUUUGUGCCGCGUCGAAGGAUCGUGGAAACACAAGGUCAAAGUAGAGCAUGGAAAUAUUUAGUCUCACCUUCCCUUGCCAGUGCUGGUGGAGUCUUGGUUGCUUUCGCCCAGAGCUACACCAUGCUUGCAUACCCUACUUAUGAACAAAAUUGGCCCAUGUCUUAUGAUGUUGUGGCGGGGUACAUUGACCCUGCAGAAAACUGGUCGUCUUUUGUUGAUGAGGUCCGACUAAACGAAUGGAAGGCGUACAACAUCUUUUACACGGCCCUGCUAGAGGAGCAUAACAACGGUCUGAGAUACGCGUAUGCACCCACAACAAUUGCGAAGGGCAACAGAAUAUUCAUACUUGUGGGAGGGUAUAAUCAGAAAUAUGAUGCUUCAUCGAAGAGGUGGCUUGCACCCUCACAGGGUUUUGAUUUGUUUGUGGGUGAGGUCACGCAAGAUAAAGUCAUCCAAUGGGGCGAACCCACCUCGCUUUUGCCACAGAUCGAACCAUUUGCUAAACAACGUGGCGUGGAGCAGUUUGUUGGUAGUGGCGGCCCAGGCGUUGUGAUGGAGGAUGGCACGCUUGUGUUUCCUGUGACGGUGAUGAAGACACGAGAAAAAUAUUUUCUCUCCAUGAUCAUUUAUUCGAAGGACGACGGCAAAAAUUGGUUGCUUUCACAAGGGAUGCUCCCCCCGCGGUGCACUGACCCCCUCAUCGUGGAAUGGGAGCAGGGGCAGCUUCUCAUGAUUGUGCAACGCUAUCUUCUCUCCAGGGUGUACGAGUCGAGGGACAUGGGGGCAACGUGGAGGAGGGCUGUCAGGAUACUCACACGCGUGCAGCCCAGGUUUAUUUCGCACGUGUUUCCAACGGAUGCGGGAGUGAAGGCCCUCAUCACUGCGACCAUUGCUGGAAAGAAGGUCAUGCUGUACACUCAGAAAGGGAUUCUCCCUGAGGAGAUGAUGGCAAAUAUGCUCUGCAUUUGGGCCACUGACAACAACCGCACGUUUCAUGUCGGGUGCAUUUCCAGGGACAGGAAAGAUGGGUUGGGGUCUGAGAACACCCUGCUGCACUUGAAAGAUGCGUUACACCUUUUACAAGCGAGGAGCGAUCACACGGCAAGCAGCAUGCUUUUUACUUCUUUACCCGAGCAGCUGAAGACGAUCACGUCCGUCUUGGAGACUUGGGCAAAACUGGACUCCUUCCUCUCCAACUCGUCUGUGCCCACGGCCGGUCUGGUUGGGUUCUUGUCGGAUGCAUCGGGUGAAGGAACUUGGAACGACGCGUACCGUUGCGUGAAUGCAACUGUGACGAAUGCAAAGAAGGUUGAAAAUGGCUUUAAGUUCACGGGGUUUGGGUCAUACGCCAUAUGGCCGGUGAACAUGUGGAAGCAUCACAAUGUGCACGGCUUUGUGGAUUACGAGUUUACGCUUGUGGUGACGGUGACCAUCGAUGAGGUUCCGAAAGAGAGCUCUUCUCUUGUGCACGCGAGCCUCGGUGAAGAUGAAAUCACGGCGUUUAUGGCGCUGUCGUACACGACGGAGAAACGGUGGGGGACAGUCUUCGACGGCAUCACGACAACAACACACAACAGCACUUGGGAGCCGGGGAAGGAGUACAAAGUGGCGCUCAUGCUGCAGGGCAACGAGGGCUCCGUGUACGUGGACGGUGUGAUUGUGGGGAGUUCUGACACACUACCAACCCUUGAGGAACCGAGGCACGAUAUCACUCACUUUUACUUUGGUGGCGGCGAAAACAGCAGUGUGACAAUAAAGAACGUCUUUUUGUACAACCGCCAACUAAGUAAGCAGGAACUCAAAACCGUUGACGACUCCCAUGCAACACAGUAG
Trypanosoma rangeli is the source of this 1992-nucleotide messenger RNA. RefSeq names its product group II trans-sialidase superfamily. The record is from RefSeq and is a predicted model, not a curated record. The transcript has a single exon. Gene Ontology annotation, cellular component: intracellular membrane-bounded organelle; membrane; cytoplasm. Gene Ontology annotation, biological process: ganglioside catabolic process; oligosaccharide catabolic process. The coding region runs from base 1 to 1992 and encodes 663 amino acids. Gene Ontology annotation, molecular function: exo-alpha-sialidase activity. Lineage: Eukaryota; Euglenozoa; Kinetoplastea; Trypanosomatida; Trypanosomatidae.